Messenger RNA from Hypanus sabinus (Atlantic stingray), 2881 nucleotides. It is a transcript of the gene kcnh1a, whose product is annotated as potassium voltage-gated channel, subfamily H (eag-related), member 1a. The record is from RefSeq and is a predicted model, not a curated record. Gene Ontology annotation, cellular component: membrane. Gene Ontology annotation, molecular function: delayed rectifier potassium channel activity. The coding region runs from base 1 to 2865 and encodes 954 amino acids. The transcript is spliced from 12 exons. Gene Ontology annotation, biological process: potassium ion transmembrane transport; regulation of membrane potential. NCBI's taxonomy places the organism in Eukaryota, Metazoa, Chordata, Chondrichthyes, Myliobatiformes, Dasyatidae.
AUGGCGGGGGGAAGGAAAGGACUUGUUGCCCCACAAAAUACUUUUUUGGAGAAUAUUGUCCGGCGAUCCAAUGACACAAAUUUUGUACUUGGGAAUGCCCAGAUCGUGGACUGGCCUAUUGUGUACAGUAAUGAUGGGUUCUGCAAAUUAUCUGGAUAUCAUCGAGCAGAAGUUAUGCAGAAGAGUAGCACUUGCAGCUUCAUGUUUGGGGAAUUAACAGACAAAGAAACAACUGAAAAAGUACAACAAACAUUUGAAAACUAUGAGAUCAACUCGUUUGAAAUCCUCAUGUAUAAAAAGAACAGGACCCCAGUUUGGUUCUUUAUGAAGAUAGCUCCUAUCCGGAAUGAACAAGACAAAGUGGUAUUAUUUCUUUGCACCUUCAGUGAUAUCACAGCUUUCAAACAACCAAUUGAAGAUGAUUCAUCCAAAGGCUGGGGUAAAUUUGCUCGUCUGACAAGGGCACUCACAAGCAGCAGAGGUGUUUUACAACAACUUGCUCCCGCUGUGCAUAAAGGAGAAAGUAUACACAAGCACUCACGGCUGGCUGAGGUUUUACAGCUUGGUUCUGAGAUUCUUCCACAGUACAAACAAGAAGCACCAAAGACUCCACCCCAUAUAAUCCUGCAUUACUGUGCAUUCAAAACUUCCUGGGAUUGGAUUAUUCUGAUCCUGACCUUCUACACUGCAAUCAUGGUUCCAUACAAUGUCUCCUUCAAGACCAAACAAAACAAUGUGACUUGGUUGGUGGUUGACAGCAUAGUUGAUGUAAUCUUUUUGGUAGACAUUGUCCUCAAUUUUCAUACGACUUUUGUUGGGCCAGCAGGGGAAGUAAUUUCAGAUCCUAAACUCAUCCGCAUGAACUACUUGAAGACUUGGUUUGUAAUAGAUCUCCUCUCCUGUUUGCCAUAUGAUGUUAUCAACGCCUUUGAGAAUGUUGAUGAGGGUAUCAGCAGUCUCUUCAGCUCUCUGAAAGUUGUGAGGCUUCUUCGUUUAGGCCGAGUAGCACGAAAGUUGGACCAUUACAUUGAAUAUGGAGCAGCUGUGCUGGUGCUUCUUGUGUGUGUCUUUGGACUUGCCGCUCACUGGUUGGCUUGCAUCUGGUACAGCAUCGGGGAUUAUGAAGUGAUCGAUGAAGAAUUAAACAGAGUCAGAACUGAAAGCUGGCUAUAUCAGUUGGGAGAAACCAUAGGAAUGCCAUAUCAUUUUAAUACAAGUGGAACAGAAAAGUGGGAAGGUGGACCAAGUAAAGACUCUGUGUACAUUGCCUCACUGUACUUCACAAUGACCAGCCUCACCAGUAUUGGGUUCGGUAACAUUGCUCCAACCACUGACGGCGAGAAGAUUUUUGCAGUGGCUAUGAUGAUGAUUGGCUCUCUCUUGUAUGCAACCAUAUUUGGUAACGUGACAACGAUCUUCCAACAAAUGUAUGCUAACAGCAACAGAUACCACGAGAUGUUGAACUGCGUCCGAGACUUUUUGAAGCUUUAUCAGGUGCCCAAAGGCUUGAGUGAACGUGUCAUGGACUACAUUGUUUCGACUUGGUCAAUGUCAAAAGGAAUUGAUACUGAAAAGGUUCUAGAAAUAUGUCCUAAGGAUAUGCGUGCAGACAUUUGUGUUCACCUGAAUCGUAAAGUGUUCAAAGAGCAUCCUGCUUUUCGGCUCGCAAGUGAUGGCUGUUUACGAGCUCUGGCAAUGGAGUUUCAGACCAUUCAUAGUGCUCCAGGAGAUUUAAUAUAUCACGCAGGUGAAAGUGUUGACAACCUUUGCUUUGUGGUUUCUGGGUCCUUGGAAGUAAUUCAAGAUGACGAAGUUGUUGCUAUCCUAGGGAAAGGAGAUGUCUUUGGAGAUGUUUUCUGGAAGGAAAAUACCCUUGCUCAAUCAUGCGUCAAUGUCAGAGCUUUGACAUAUUGUGAUCUUCAUGUUAUCAAAAGAGAUGCCUUGCAGAAAGUUCUGGAAUUCUAUACAGCCUUUGCAAACUCCUUUUCAAGGAACCUUAUACUGACGUAUAAUCUUCGGAAAAGGAUUGUGUUCAGAAAAAUCAGUGAUGUGAAGCGUGAAGAAGAAGAAAGGAUGAGGAGAAAGAAUGAGGCACCCUUAAACCUACCUCCUGAUCAUCCAGUCCGCAGACUUUUCCAAAGGUUCAGACAGCAGAAAGAAGCACGCUUGGCAGCAGAGCGAUUAAAAGAAACUGAGGAUGUGGAGAAAGGUCCUUCACAAUUACAAAGCCCUGUGAUGGAUGCAGCAGCAACAACCAGUGUAGUUACAGUUACAGAAAGUCCUGCAACUCCAAUCCCUUCGCAAGUGGUAAGAGCGUCAGCAGAGAUAUCAGACCAAGAUAAGUUGCAAGCUCCAACAUCUGAGCAGUUUGCAAAUGCUAGGCAAUCUAGUGAGUCCACUAAGCGCAAGGAUUCAUCAAAAUUUAAAGACUCUGGUUCCAAAGCAGAAAAUUGGAAUAAAGUGUCCAAGGCAGAAUCCAUGGAAACUUUGCCAGAACGAACUAAAGCACAUGAAGAGAUGUCUCUGAGAAAAACAGACUCAUUUGACAGUGGCAUCACAAAGAGUGAUUUGAGAUUAGACAAUGCAGGGGAAACACGGAGCCCUCAGGACAGAAGCCCAGUGCUUACGGAGGCAAAGCACACUUUUUGUCCAAUUCCCGAACAGACUCUUCAAGCUACCAUACUGGAAGUAAAGAAUGAGCUGAAACAAGACAUCAAAUCACUUAAUAACAAGAUCACCAACAUUGAAAAACAACUUUCAGAAAUACUGAGAAUAUUAAAUGCAAGAUCCACACAUUCACCACAGGAAGUGUUUGAAAUAUCGAGACCAACAACCCCAGAAGCAGACAGGAGAUUGUUUGGAUAAGGAAUAGCUGCAGGAG